This is a messenger RNA of Salpingoeca rosetta, 2719 nucleotides long. RefSeq lists its product as uncharacterized. Bases 82 to 2421 code for a protein of 779 amino acids. The transcript is spliced from 9 exons. Lineage: Eukaryota; Choanoflagellata; Craspedida; Salpingoecidae. The record is from RefSeq and is a predicted model, not a curated record.
CUCUUCAGAACUUUUCCACUGCAACACAAAUACAAACACCAACCAACCCAGCCAGCACCCACAACAACAUUCAGGAGCAUCAUGGCAGCGGUGGCACUGCUUGUGGUUGUGGUGGGAGCUGUUGUGGGCUUUGCUUCGGCGAAGCUACCUCCAUUUCCGCUCGAAGGAGUCGUAAUCAGCGCCCUGCAUAAUGUCAAGAUGUUCAACAAGCAGGACUUCCACCCAACGGGUUUCACGCGCGACACCUACCUGGAUGUCAUCGCUCCCGUUGUCCUGCACUUCCGGCAAUUCCAAAUCAAGGAUGCCUUUAGUCCGCAGUAUGGCCGAAUCAUCGACCCGUAUGCAGGCGUGGAGAUUCAGUACAGCACGCCAACGUUUGCCUUUGCUGGAGCAACGCUAGUGCGCAACGAGUACUUCAACUCGACGCUGUCAGCGGAGGUGCUGGACGACGUCGCCCUCGCCACCACGGCCGCCCUCACGGCACUUGCCUUCGGUCAGCCCGUCGGUGACCAAGGCUGCGCACAGGGGCACUGCAACUUCUACACCAUGCCGCUGAUGCUGACGCUCAAGACAUUGGAUGGGCUCGUGUCCAAGUCUCAAAUGGACAAGUGGCAUACACUCGCGCGCAGCAUCGAUCCUCAUAAGGCAUACAAGGGCUGGCCCGGCGCCGUCGGCAACUGGGUAUUGCUUUGUUUUGUUGAGUGCCGGGGGGGGGGGAUAUUGUGUGUGUGUCGCUUCGUCUCCGGUACUGACCUAUCCGAUUACUAUCUCUUCACCAUCUACCUUCUAUCCCUCGCUCUCUCGUACCCCUCACUUUAUUCUCUUGUACUACUCCUACUUCGAUCUGCCUUUAGUCCCUUACACAGUACAACUCCCGCGCGUACACACACACACACUACACGACACACACACACACACACGACACACACGACACACACACACACACACACACACACACACACACACACACACACACACACACACACACACACACACACGCACACACACACACACACACGCAUACGCACAUUCACAUACAUACAUACAUACUCACCUACGCACAUUCACAUACGUGCGCGCACAUCCCUCUCCACUGCCUUCCAGUACAACCUGCUGCCAGCAUCCAUGCUGGCGACGGCACACAUGUACGCUGUGGAUGACAUCGACGAACAGCCAUCGUUUGCGGAGGUGGGUGGAUUCGUGUUCCAACCUGAAGGGUUUCACAAAGUCAUCGCAAACGCCAACGGGACAUAUGUGGAGACGGAGCUCUUUGCUGACGCACCGGUUCACGACAGCACGGGCCUUACACGAGUGCACCACCGCGCUGCUGAUCCACUGGUGACGACAACGGCCGGCGCUCCCUUGCAGAUGGAGGCUGCACCGAAGAACAGAUACGCACUCGCACCCGGCAUUGCAUGGACAACGCACACAGAGGAGACUGUGAAUGCGAGCGUCGCCAGCGCUUCGUCAAGUUUUGAUCCGUCACGCUUCAGGGUGACCAACAUUCUGUGGAGCGACAACCCGUAUGAUGACCAGUCGAGCCUGUGGCUGCUGCCGUAUGCGCAGACGGGCGGGUUUGUGCUCGACCUUGGCAGUGCAACACAACGCCUGGAGGCGUUUGUGGUGGCCAACACGCACAACUCGCACUACAACGACUUUGGCACCAAGGCCUUCACCAUCGAUGUCAGCAACAGCACCCACGACGACGACAACAGCACAUGGCAGAAUGUCGUGAAGAGUAACCUUGCAGACGUGAGAGGAAAGACAACGGUCGCGCCACAAACCUUCACACCAGAAUACCCGCUGCGCGCACGUUUCGUUCGCGUUUGGAUUCACUCCUUCUUCGGAAAAGGGGGCGGGCUCAACUCGUUUGCCAUCAAGGGUGUGCGGCCGCACCGCGUGAAUCGCACGGAAGUGCAUUCGCUCGCCAACUUCUCGUUUGUGAACACCCGCAGCACACAGCUGGAGCAGCACACGGUCGCGCCUGACCGCGUGCACUACACCGUGCACUAUGAUGUCGCUGCCGAUCUCGCCUCAUCGCGGUUCCACGUCAACGAGGAGUACACCGUGACCCCCGACAAUGUGACCAUCAUCUCGAGUGUGCGCGAGGAUGUGGCUGGCCUCUCCAUCCGCAUCCCCAUCUUCGCAUUUGAUGGCGAGCGAAACACGACGUUUGGCGUGAAUGGGCAGAACCAGCUCGUGGCGGCACUGAAGGGGGACGCAGUGUCACAACUCGGCACAACUUGCGCCAUCUACUCGCUAGCAGAGCAGGUCAAUUGGACCAUUGACCUCAACACUUCCUUCUAUGCACGAAACGGGUACAUGCUCAUGGCGGAAGCUGUGCCCAUCCAGCCAGACACAUCGGCGCUCACGCUCACCAUCACCCCUGCAAACAACGCUUGCCAAACCACGCUUGCGUGACUGUCCAGCACUUGACCCGUCACACACACACACACACACACACACUCUCUCUCUCUCUCACACACACACACUCUCUCUCUUUCUGUCUAUCUCUCUUGUUACAUUGUGGUUGGUUUGCAACACCGAAAGAGUUUGUACAAACAUCACACGUAUGACACACCAGUCUUGACGCCGAAAGUGUAUUGGAUCGCGAGCAUGCGUAUGUGUAUCUGUGUGCUGGUAGAACGACAAGCGAGUCAGCCUCUGCGAAAGAAGGAGCUCCAACCAGCGAAACAGUACAGCAGGUCGCCACAGCGGC